AUGAAUGAGAAUCAACAACAAACUGAAAUAAUACAGGAAAAUAAAGACUCGACAAUAACUUUAUCUGAAUGUUUAAUAAGACAUAAUGACAAACAAACAUUAGAUCAACUUUCAACAUUAGGUGAAAUUUCUAUGCGAUUGACAAAUUCAUAUAUAUUUGAAGAAACUAUUCGUCGAACAAUGUCAACUGAAGUAAAAUCGACUGUCGUUUCUCCUUCGUCGGUACCAUUACGAACUACAGUUUUUCAACUUGAACCACCAAUAUUCAAAAAUAAUAAUUAUAUUCUAUCUCAAUCAAAUAUCGAUGAUACACUCAAUGAUGAAGAUCAAUCAAAAAUAUUUCAAUACAGGAUGAACAAUUGUCAACAAAAUACAAAAAAUGAACGAAUAAAAUCAUCAAAAAAAUCUCGAAAUAUAGAACAUGAAAUAGAAGUUUUAAAAGAUAUUGAUCAACCACUAUUAAAUUCAUCGUUAGAAAUUUAUGAAUAUAAAAGUCCAUUUUCUAAAGAAUAUGAUCAAGCUAUUUCAAUUCAAGCACAAAUGCAAACAAAUAAUAAUAUGAAUGAAUGGAGUCUUAAAGAUUUUUAUCGUGAUGUUAAAACAAAUUUUGAACCAGAAACAAAUACAAAAGCAGUUUUUGAAAGAUGUCUCAAAUUAGCAAGAUUACAAGCUAUUACAGUUAAAUGGGAACAACGUCGUCGUCAUAAUGAAACUAUAUAUAAUCGUUCGAUAAAAUCUGCUGCAUUAGAUAUGUUAAAUACAAAUGGAAAUAUUUUAGCUAAAAUUAAUAAUAAUGACAAAGAUAUAAAUGAAUUGAAACGUGAAUUACGUUGCAGUGAAUGUAAACGUUUCGCAUGUGUUGGUAAUUGUACAAUUAGUCAAGAAUAUCCUCAAUAUAAACGUUUUAGUCCAGUUUUAUCGUUAUCAAAUACACGUGAACAAAUUCAUAGUAAAUUUAAUACGCGUUUACAACGAUCAACUAUUGAUUUACGUCCUCGUACAACACAACAUAUAAUACGUGAAACAAAAUUGAAAUCUGAACAAACAAAAUUAAAUCCUGUCGUUGUUGUACCUUUAUUUAAUGAUGAAUUACAAAUGAAACAUACACAAAAAAAGUUUACUAAUAGUUUUCUACCUGGAAAAUUAAUUCGUUCACAACGUCGAGAAACAGUAGCCAUUAUUUCAACAAAUAAAGUUUUAAGCUAA
This is a messenger RNA of Adineta steineri, 1206 nucleotides long. NCBI's taxonomy places the organism in Eukaryota, Metazoa, Rotifera, Eurotatoria, Adinetida, Adinetidae. The record is from the annotation of a GenBank genome assembly.